Messenger RNA from Podarcis lilfordi (Lilford's wall lizard), 23475 nucleotides. The record is from the annotation of a GenBank genome assembly. Lineage: Eukaryota; Metazoa; Chordata; Lepidosauria; Squamata; Lacertidae.
AUGGACCUUUCAAAAACGGCUUUCCGCCUGCAGGUGAAUGUUAAGGUGUUCUGCUUUUCUGUCUUCUUUUUCAAAAGCUCUCGCAGUCAGUCACAGAAAUCCCAACGCCGCCGCCAUCGCCGCUGCCGCUCUGGCUCAGAGAGCACCAAUUCCCUCACAGAGAGCUGUGGAAGCAGGUAAGAAUCUUACCUGGGAAUUUAUUUAUUUAUUUGUCUAAAACCCUGGAGAGCUGCUGCCAGUCAGUGCUGACAAUACUGAGCUAGAGGGACCAGCAGUCUAACUCAGUGCAAGGCAGCUUCCUGUCUACCUAUGUCUUAAGGCAUAGGAGGUUUUCAACCUUUCUGGGUCCACAACUCCCUGGACCAACCACAUUCUUCCUUCGACAUCCCUGUGGGGCUCAGGAGCCCUGUUAUGUCACCCCUUGCCUGCAGAGCUGGCAGCCUCUCACCCUUUUUCAAACACCCUCCCUUGUAGAGUGGUCACUCAGCCUCCUCUCCCAUCUCCUUGGGAGUCCUCCGGACGGCCACGGCUGCCAUCCUAGGUCUUUGAUCUGCCCCCCCCCCGCCCCAAAGAGAGGUGCCUCCUCACACUGCCCCACAGUGGCCUGCCCCACACUGCCCCACAGAGGCACCAUUCACCUGCGGAGCUUGUAGCCAGGGCUGCUGCAACAAACAGCUGUGCAAGCCUUUGGGAAGCAGAGACUUGAGAGGGCAUCAGAGGAGGGAGGGAAGGAAAGAGCAACAGAGGCUGGUAUUGCUGUCAGCACCCCUGACAAUCAUUCAAGGCACCCCAGGGUGCCACAGCACACUGGCUGAAAACCACUGUCUCAAGGAAAGGGCUAGUGGCACCUCUAUGUAAGUUUGGAAGAGAACCCUAUAUGAAAUCCUCUUUAUUCAAGGAGACAGUAUACAAUUCAGCAGGACGCGGGUGGCGCUGUGGGUUAAACCACAGAGCCUAAGACUUGCCGAUCAGAAGGUUGGCGGUUAGAAUCCCUGUGACGGGGUGAGUUCCCAUUGCUCGGUCCCUGCUCCUGCCAACCUAGCAGUUCAAAAGCAUGCCAGUGCAAGUAGAUAAAUAGGUACCGCUCCGGCGGGAAGGUAAGCGGCGUUUCCGUGCGCUGCUCUGGUUUACCAGAAGCGGCUUAGUCAUGCUGGCCACAUGACCCGAAAGCUAUACGCCGGCUCCCUCAGCCAAUAAAGUGAGAUGAGCGCCGCAACCCCAGUCGGCCACGACUGGACCUAAUGGUCAGGGUCUUAUACAAUUCAGCAACACUUCCCAGUAGGUCUUGUCCCUAUGGAGCAGUUUCCAGGACUGAAGGUCCCUGCUGUUAUGUUCUGAGUUGAAUAGGAUCCAAAAUGCAGCAGUCUGAUUGGUCCUAGACCGACAGGAUUCAGAAUGCAGCAGUCUGAUUGGUCCUAGAACAACAGGAUUCAGAAUGCAGCAGUCUGGUCCUAGAACAAUAGGAUCCAGAAUGCAGCAGUCUGAUUGGUCCACAGGAGUCACCCAAUCCAGCUCCAGGUGGAAGUGAAUCCGCAACCUGAUUGGCCUACAGGAGAAUCCCGGAAUUAGCCAAUCACGUGGGGCCCAUUGUGUAAAUAAUGUCUAUAAAGCAGACAUUCUGGGGGAACUUCCAUUCUUCCUCACCACUAUGAGCUGAAUAAAGAGCAUAAAAUCCACUCUUGAUUCCGAGUAUAUUUCACCUGCCUUCCACCCCUUCAAAGGCUCCUUCUCUCCCAGAGAUUUCACAAGCAAUCUCAAACUGUGUCUGCUCACCUCUAGCCUCUGUUCUGCUCUCCUCGUUAUUUUGCGUGUUCUGGGAGAUCAGCGGGAGGGGAGCUUGUCGCAGCAGGAAAGGGAGACUCCUUGGACUCAGCAGUCUCUUGACACCCCCCCCUCCACUUCAGCCUCGGAGUCUGAACUGCUCCCUGUCACAGGCUCCUCCUGCUCACUAAACCCUGUUUCCCUUUCGGCAUCCGGCACCUCCUCCCAAUCUUCUCCCUCUGACCUCUCCUCAGUGUCCCGCCACCAAUCCCCUGGCUCUGAACCUUCCUCCUCUGGGGGUUCCCUUGGGGGGUUCCCUGGCUAGCGCCUCCCACAAUUCUUCUUCGUCCUGAUGCUAUGAGGCAUCUUCCUAAGUAGGAGCCACCCCCCUUCUCCCUCCAGGCCGGGAGCCAGGUCACGGGAGGAAGGCCGCAAAGCAAGAUGGAAACACUCCCGGCAUUCCUUGAAGAGCCCUUGGAAGCCCGAUGGCACUACAGAGCUGACCACCACUCCUUUCCCCAGCUGCACCCCCCAGAACGAUGGCUUGCUUCCCUCCAUGGAAGCUGUAAGUAUCCCCCUAUCUGCUUUGCCCCUUGGUUUAAGGCCCCGAGGAUCCAUUAUGCAAUGUUUAUGACUCAAUUACAGGCAUGUUAUACUAAAAGUCGGUUUGAAGGCUUGAUGCAUUAUUAACGGCGUGGCUCUCUGAUGUAUGGAGAGCGUGCAGUUUUUUGCACAGAGGGUGGGGAGAAAGGGAGGGCGGAGGAUGGGACGGCGGGGGGGGGGGAUGGAGGACGAGAGAUUGCUUAGGCUGCAGCCCAUGAAUAAUACAGGGGAGACAUUUACCAAGGCAGUGGCCUCCAGCGAUGAUAUUUUACACGGGUGUCUCUGUAGCAUGCCUCUUCCGCUCCGUGGAUUUGCUGCCUCUUGCACCCAGGCAGUUCGGUCCUCGGAGGCACGCAAGAUUAAACCUGUUUUUUAAAAAGCAACAUUUGCAUUGAAUCGGGUGGGAGUGGAGGUGCAAGGGUGGCGAGAGACGAAGGGGGAUGCUGGAGGACUCUCGACAAACAGGCCCCGUGGCUGCUCCCAUGGAUGCUAAUAGACGCCUUGCGAGCAUCAGAGGAGAAAAUGGGCAGCCGGCUCCCGGGGGCAUCCUUCCUCUGAAUGCACAGACGUAACAGGGCUGGCUUGGGCACAGCAAUCACUGUGAGCUCAAGGCCGGGUUUGUUUGUGCUCAAGGCCUGCCUGGAUGCAUCUACUUCUGGCACCAAGGCUUGCCUUUUCUCCACCUCCAAGCCAGACAGAGGAGCUGCCAUGCAGUGUUAAUUUAAUGUGCCUGCUUUUUUGCUAGGAUCCCUUUUUUUUAUAUAAAGCAAGCAAACAAGCAUUCUUGUGUAGGUGUUAGAGUAGGAGUGGGGAACCCUCUUCAGCCAAGGGCCAUGUUUCCUUCUCGGCUACGCUCCAGGGGCCACAUGCUAAUAGUGGGUGGGGCCAGAUGUAAAAGCAGGCAGAGCAAUGGAUGUAAAUUUCAGUAGGUUGGUUUCUACACUCACACAAAACCCUCUCCUGUCCUCCAACCAGGUAAGCGAGAGGCAUUAUCAGACACAGAUCCAGCCAGGGAUGAUGAUUACUUGGGUGUGUGGGUGUGUGAUGCAGAGCUAGUGAGGGGUGUGGUCUAUGAAGAAGGGUGUGGUCCAAGGAGAUUCUCAAGGGCCAGGUGAGAGAGGUCUGGACAGCUGCAUUUGGACCCCAACAUCCGGAGACCCCCACUUCCCUAAAUCAAAGCAUUCAAGUGAAUGUGUAGGGAAUCUAGGUAAAGGCAAAGGGACCCCUGACCGUUAGGUCCAGUCGUGACCAACUCUGGGGUUGCGGCGCUCAUCUCGCUUUAUUGGCCGAGGGAGCCGGCGUACAGCUUCCGGGUCAUGUGGCCAGCAUGACUAAGCCGCUUCUGGCGAACCAGAGCAGGGCAUGGAAAUGCCAUUUACCUUCCCGCCGGAGCGGUACCUAUUUAUCUACUUGCACUUUGACAUGCUUUUGAACUGCUAGGUUGGCAGGAGCAGGGACCAAGCAACGGGAGCUCACCCCGUCACGGGGAUUCAAACUGCCGACCUUCUGAUCGGCAAGUCCUAGGCUCUGUGGUUUAACCCACAGCACCACCCACAUCCCAUGUAGGGAAUCUACAUGGCCUCAUACUCUCAAAGUGCAUACUCUCAAAAAUGUAUUUAUUUAUUUAGUGUGUGUGUGUGUGUGUGUGUGUGUGUAGCAUUUCAAACAAAUAUUGUUGCCCUACAUCAGGGCUGGCCCAUGACAUUCUGCUGCCUGAGGCAAAGGGCGAGAAGAUGCCACCCCCAUUCCUUGUACACCAACAGACUAGCCUUUAACACCAGUGACAGGAUAGCAUCCUUUAUCACACCUGAGGGCAGCAGGCACAGGGCAGGCCAUGUGGUGUACACAGCUCAAUAUUUUGCUGCCAUCCUACAGUAUAUGCCACCUGAGGUUGUCAUCUCAAACUACCCAAUGGCAGGGCCCAAAGUGGCUCACAUUAACAAGAGAGACGGGGACAGAGACAGAGAGAGGUGGGCCCUGCCCUCAGGCAUAGAAACUAAAAAGACUCAGAAGUAGGGAUGUAAGAGCGUUGCAACAAAACCAAAAAUGAGAGCGGAAAUUGCUGGUGUUUCCUUAUUUGUUCCAUGUCUGUAUUGGAAAUUGAUCCAGCAAAAACAAUCAGUAUUCAUUUUUGUUGUUGCUUUCAGUCUGCAAAUGAUAUAAUGGCAAAGUAACUUACGGAAUGUAUGUGACUGAUUUUGUACAUUGCAUACGUAAUUUUGCCACUGGGGACGACAGACAAAUAGCAUGGUUUUUAGCAGAAUAUGAACUGCAGCAAAAUGGAAACAGCGCUGUGUGUGAAAUCUGGGCACUUCUGCCCCCUAUGUGUAGAAGUUUCUCUGCAGUAGCUUCUCAUAGGUAGGUUUACAAGCAGAACCUUUGUACUUUGAAAGGGAUGCUAGAAGAAGGAAGCUGUGUUGCAUGAAAAGCACAGCCUUCUGUUUUAGGCGAUGUGUGCUGGAGACAGGGGAGGAAUUUGAUUCAGUUUGAAAUUAAAGGUGAAUCUGCAAUAGGAGAACUGAAAUGCAGCCAUCCUUCAGAAUUUGCGCCUCUCUGAAUUUUGCAAAGCCAAGUUCUCCAGUCAAGUGAUGUGUACAAAAAUGUAUAUUGAUGGUGCAAACCACACUUGGUGUGCAGGUCUGGUGGCCUCACUUCAAAAAAGGAUCUUCUAGAGUUGGGGCAGGUUCAGAUGAUCAAGGGGGUGGAGUGACCCCUCAAUGAGGAGAGGUUGAGAUGUAAGGGAUUUCUUCGUUUAGAGUGCAGGCGAGUAAAAGCUGACAUGACAGAAGUUUCUAAAUGAUGCAUGAUAUGGAGAAAUAGAGAAAAGUCUCUCAUAAUACUAGGACUCACGGGCAUCCACUGAAGCUGAAUGUUGGAAGGUUUGGGACAGGUAGAAGAAAUUGCGUCAGUGGUGGUCACCAACUUGGAUGGCUUCAAACGAGGAUUUGAUAAAUUUGUGAAGGCUAUCAAAAGCUACUAGCCGUGGCGGCUAUGCUCUGCCUGCAUGCUCACAGGGAGAAAUGCUUCUGAAUACCAGCUGCUGGAAACCAAAGGAAGGGAGAGUUGCUCUCGUGCUUGAAUCUGCUAGCAGACUUCUCAAGAGGCAUCUGGCUGCCCACUGGGAGAACAUGAUGCUGGUCUAGAUGGCCCAUUGGCCUGAUUCGACAAGCUCUUCUUAUUAUCUUAUGUUCUUAUGUUCAUAUCCUGGGAUAAAGUGUCCAUUAAAAAUUAUCUACCUAUUUUGCAGUAACACACAAAAAUUCAAUGUUUUAUGGGGACAUUGUUUUGCAAAAAAUAAAGUGUAUAUUAUGCAAAAUUGCAUUUUAAAAAUGAGCAUAUUAGGAUAAAUGUGCCCUUAAAUGUUGGUGAAUUUUCAUGAGGAUUUCUUUCUUUUUAAUGCAAGCUGAUGUGGAGAGCUGAAGAUUGGAAAAACGAGAAAUUGAAAGAGACAGAGUCACCUACUCCUAUUUAUGACUCACUCUGAACGUUUAACAUAGUUAACAUAUUGAGUAGCAGUUGAAAGAGGGGUCACCCACCUCUUUCAGUUAAUGAGCAGGUUUGGAUUUUUGAGCAAGUGCCUUGGGUGCCCCCCCUUCUGCUCACUUCCUUUCCUAAAUGAGCCACACACACAAAGCCACUUUCUCCUCCAGAGAGAGAUAGAAAGGGAGGGAGAGCACAAACCACUUUUUCCAGUGGAUCUUUGUAAACGUCAGAUCCAAUAGAAUUACCGUAUUUUUUGCUCUAUAAGAUGCACUUUUCCCCCUACAAAAAUUAAGGGGAAAUGUGUGUGUGUGUUAUGGAGCGAAUGCAGGCUCCAUGGCUUCAGCGAUAGCAACACGAAGCCUCCGAAGCGCAGUGGGAGCGCUCCCGUCGUGCUCCGGAGGCUUUGCGUUGCUUUUGCUAAGCCAGGAGAGCGCUCGGGAGGCUUCGAACCCUCUCGCUCUCCAGGCUUCAGGUUCCUUUCGCUGAAGCCAGGAGAGCAAGACACUCUCGGUUUCAGCGAAAGGAACCCAAAGCCUCAGGAGCGUGGCGGGAACUCCCACUGCGCUCCAGAGGCUUUGCGUUGCUUUUCCUGAAGGCUGGAAAGCGAGAGUGGUCGGUGCACACCGAUCCCUCUUGCUCUCCUGGCUUCGCUUUGCUGGAGAGGUGCUGCGCAGCUUUCCUUCUCUGCGCAGCACCCCUUCAGCGAAGUGGGAGGAGAAAUGGAAGGGGCUCUGUUUCACCUCCCCCUGCGCAGAGAGGGAGAGAAAUUUUUUUCUUGUUCUCCCCCUCUAAAACAAGGUGCGUCUUAUGGUCGGGUGCGUCCUAUAGAGCGAAAAAUACAGUAAGCUGAGCAUCAAAGGAGAGAAAGGCAACCAGCCUCCCCACUCUAUGACCAAGGGUUGUCUGUUCCUAAGGGUAGCCUUAGAGGAAAACUAUGGAGAUAGUUGCUGUUGCUAUACUUUGUCUGAACACUCAUUGUUAAGCAUUAUUAUUCCACUGCCCAUUAAAUUUAAUCAAGAUGCCUCCUGGGGAGGCUUGAUAGCAAAAGCACUAAUUGAGUUAAUUUUUUUAAAAAAAACACACACAAUUAAACUUGAGCUGCGGCAGGGGAAAGUUCAGAUCUAGGUCUGGACCGGGGAAAGUUGGCACGGCGCCCUCUAGAUACUUUGGGAACUCUUGUGAGCCCCAGCCAGCAUGACCAAUGUUCAGGGAUGAUGGGAGUUGUAGUCCACAGCAUUGGAAGGCUAACCCUGAUCUGGACAGCUUUGGCAUUCCAGCACACUGACAUGGCUUACUGUUGUCGACAUGUGGCCUACAAGCCCCGCACGGUUGCCUAGCAACAGCAGGCACCAGGAAACCACCUAUCGCUUUGAAUUUCCCACAGUGCUUUGGAACGGCUGAUGCAGCCAUCCUCUGGAACAUUGUGGGAACUUAAAAUUGCAGGCGGCUUCUCAAGAUUCUGAAUAAGCCUAUGGCCAGAUUAGCAGAUGGAGAAGGCUCUUCGCCAAACAGGAGGUCAUCUUAUUGUUGCUGUUUUUUACAGAUAUUGCAUGUAAGAUGAGGAGGAGGAUUAGGAGGAGCACUGCUGAUUCAAGGUGAAUGGCACAUCUAGUCUGGCAUUCUGUUCUCAUGGUGGGCAACCAGGUGACUUUUCUGAGAAGCCCAUAAACAGGACCUGAGCACAACAGUACUCUCCCUUGCUGUGGUUUCUGUGGGGAUGAUUAGGGAGGCAGGAGAGGAUAUAUUAAUGAUAUCCUUCCUAACUUGCGUUAGCAAGUUCCAUAUUCUAGCAGAAUUCCAAAUUUCCCCCUUUUAAAAUUACGUAGCGAUCAGCUUGUUGCUGACUCAUCUGAGUCUUACUGUUAAAGAUUCCUUCCUGGUAAAAUCCCUUCUAAUUCCUCUUAAAAAGAAUCAACACGUGAAUCUGAUUAACGUUAAUAUAAAAGUAGUUUACUCGCAGAUUCAUUCAGGUUCACAGAUAGGCAGGCUUAGGUUACAUAACAACUAGAACUAUUCCAUAAAGAAGUUAGUCCCAAGUGACUGCGACUAAGCAGUCACUUCUCCAAACACACAGCGACAUACAAAAUGGAGAACACACACUGAUCAGAACGUGGAGGCCAUGUGCUCCUCCAUGCUAGUACAACAGACCACACCCUCUUCAAGCCACAUGUGGUGGAAGUCUGUCCCAGCUCAGGAGGAAACAGGAAGUAUUCUCCUGAGUGGUACAAAACAUCCCCUGACAUGUCCACUGGAGGAAUGUUGUACUUGACUGCAGUUUUACAGUGAGGGGGGAAAGUAUUUGAUCCCCUGCUAAAUUUGCCUGGUGGCCACCUACAAGAAACGUCUCACCUCUGUAAUUGCCAACAAGGGUUUUGCCACCAAGUACUAAGUCAUCUUUUGCAAAGGGGUCAAAUAUUUAUUUCACUCAUUCUAAUGCACAUCAAUCUCUGACUUUUGUCUUCUGGGUUUCUGGGGGUUUUCCUCUUGUUAUUCUGUCUCUCACAGCUACAAUAAACCUACCAUUAAAAUUAUGGACUGGUCAUUUCUUCGUCAGAGGGCAAACGGGCAAAUUCAGCAGGGGAUCAAAUACUUUCCCCCCCCUCACUGUACAUCCCACAGUUUCCAGCACUGGGUAGUCAGAAGCACACUGCCUCCAAUAUGGUGGAGAGGGCUGUCGAUAGCUACUACCCACAAUGGCUAUGCUCUGCCUCUACAGUCGGAGGCAGCGAUGCUUCUGAAUGCCAGUUGCUGGGAACCACAGGAGGGGAGAGGGCUCUUGUGAUCGAAUCCUGCUUGCUGGUUUUCCACAGGCAUCUGGUCGGCCACCGUGAGCAAAGGAUGCUGGACUAGAUGGGCCAUUGGCCUGAUCCAGCGGGCUCUUCCAACUGUGGCCAGCAGCCAUCGAUAGCCAUAUCCUCCGUGGAUUUGCCGGCUCCUUUUCUGAAACCAACCAAGCUGGCGGCUGUCACUCACAUUUUGAUAAUAGAUGUGCACGCUUUCAGGGUGGGGUGGGAGUGUUGUAUGGGAGAGUAAAGGAAAGAACAGCCAAAGAGAAAUCUGGGACUUCAUGCAGAAAAUCUGUGGAUUUGUGCAGGCUCGUUCCGCCGCCAGGCACCUCCUGGAAGGGAAGGAUAUUCUGACUUUGAAGUUGGAGCUUUAAAACACAAGAAAGACCCCCCAGAAAGAGAGAGGUUUCUUAAGCGCGCUGCAAAAAUUGCUGGUUCCAUAUGGUUGAGAAAAUUGAUAGCAACGUCUCUCCAAGGAGGCAUUUAAAGCACACCAAAUAGGCUUGUUCAGUUUAAUUGGAAAAUUCGCUGCAAUUAUACUUUUGUAACCUAUUGGGCUACCCUGCUUCAUGAGCUAAGCAUUCGGCGGAAAUUGAAGCCCGAGGUACGAGCCUUUCUUUUCUCCUCCUCCCACUUCAAUUAAAUAAUGUUUUGACCCGACCAGAAAACUUGCAAACAGCCUGAUCCCAAAUAUAUUUAGUUAGAAGUUAAGUCCUGCAGAGUUCAAUGGGACUUUUGAUAAGAGUAAGUAGGCUUAGUGAAAUUUCCCCUGCAGGACUCUUGCCUAUCUCACAGACCCAUGGCCUGGCGGCAAAACGGUAACAGCAAUGUUCUCUUGACAGGAGAACCGAGCAAUCUCCAUCGUUUCACCUAGAUAGAGAUCUAAGCAAAGCGAUAUCAAACAAGGCACCCACCGUGAAAUUAACGCGUUUGAGAAUGAAUGGCAGAAGGUGUCUGCGCAGCAACUGUGGCACAUUGGUCUGAGGGUUAGUUCCCAGGCCCCACAUUAAAUGAGUAAAUAUUUCAGUUUGUUUAUAUGCAGAUAGUGUAGGGUAGCUGCUCUGAAACUUUUUCUUGGUUCCAUAAACUCAUCCCCCCGUUCCCCCUACCCUGACCUAUAAAAAGCAUCACAGUCGUAUCUUGGUUCUCAGAAUCCAUUCCAGAAGUCCGUUCGACUUCCAAAAUGUUCGGAAACCAAGGCGCGGCUUCCUAUUGGCUGCAGAAAGCUCCUGCAACCAAUAGGAAGCUGCGUAAGCUGCAUCGGAUGUUCAGCUUCCAAAAAUAGUUCACAAACCGGAACACUCACUACCAGGUUUGCAAUGUUUGGGAGCCAAAACAUUCAAGAACUAAGCUGCUUGAAAACCAAGGUAUGACUGUACUCAGAAUAGCAGUCUGCACAACCCACUAAAGAACGUAGGAGCCAACUCCCAGGGGCCGAGGUUUCUUCACCGCCGCCCCCAUAUAAUAUUUGAGGGGACCGGGGACCCCCAAAGUUGAUGGACAUUGCCAUUCAGAAGGUGGGCAUGUACCGCAUCUUGUGGAUUAUGCAGGGCAGAGCUUACCUGCCUCCUCCCCCAAUAUUUUAUUCAAGUUGGCACCCCUGCUAAGGAAGGUGAUAACACGACAAAAUUCAAAGCAAGUAGCCCUUAAUUGCACAUUUAUUCAAAAUCCAGUACGAACCAUUUGGUUUGAGUAAUUAGAGCCCUAAACGGCCUUAGCCCUGUAUACCUGAGGGAGCGUCUCCACCCCCACCGUUCAGCCCGGACACUGAGGUCCAGCUCCAAGGGCCUUCUGGCGGUUCCCUCACUACAAGAAGUGAGUUUACAGGGAACCAGGCAGAGACCCUGUGGAAUGCCCCUUCCCACCAGAUGUCAAGGAGAUAAAUAACCAUACAACUUUCAGAAGGCAUCUAAAGGCAGCCCUGUAUAGGGAAGUUUCUAAUGUUUGAUGUUUUCUCAUGUGUUUAUAUCUGUUGGAAGCCGCCCAGAGUGGCUGGGGCAACUCAGUCACGUAGGCUGAGUGCAAAUGAUAAAAUUAUUAUUAUGUGUUAUUAUUAAGUCAACAAAAUUAAUGUACUUCAUCCCAUAAUACCAGCUUUUCAAAGUCUGAUAGCCAUUUACACCUUCCCACUUGCCUCUUAGACCCCCUAGGUAAUCCCCCUCAAGGGAUGGUACCACCCACUUUAGGAACCCCUGUUUGAGGAUGUCCCCUGGUACAUUCCUCCUCACCUUGGCAAGGGUCUGUGGCAAAGGGCUUUGAGAACCACCCACCGCUUUAAUUACCCACAACGCCCCUGGUGUGACAUCAUUCUGGGGCACUGCAGGAAAUGCAAAUGACUGGCCCCAUUUUAGUUUUCAUUGCUCACAACGUCCUGGAGUAGCAACACGAUGACAGGGGUAUUGUGGGUAAUUAAAAUGCUGGAAAGAUUCCAUAUCCAGCCACCUGGCAGAUGGAACCCCCAAGGCCCUGACAGCUGCCCAAGGAUGCCAGGUGGAGAUAGGGGCACUGCCCCCACCAGACUCAAUCUCUGCUGCCUGUUUUUCCACUUACAACCACUCCAGGGGGCAGCCCUGGCUUUCAGCUUCCUCUCAGUCUUGCCCCUUGCAUAACUCAGUAGGGACGAGGAUGGGAAACCAGAAUCAGUUGGUUCUGCCUGUCAUUGGCUCUGGUGCCCUCUACUGUUGGACAGUGGCGGAGCUUCACGCUCCGGCACCGGGGUGAAGAGCAGCAGCAGCAGCAGCAGGAGAAGAGUUUGGAUUUGAUAUCCCACUUUAUCACUACCCGAAGGAGUCUCAAAGCGGCUAACAUUCUCCUUUCCCUUCCUCCCCCACAACAAACACUCUGUGAGGUGAGUGGGGCUGAGAGACUUCAGAGAAGUGUGACUAGCCCAAGGUCACCCAGCAGCUGCAUGUGGAGGAGCGGGGAAGCGAACCCGGUUCCCCAGAUUACGAAUCUACCGCUCUUAACCACUACACCACACUGGCUCUCAGGCAGGGGCGUGACUGGCAUGCAUCCCAGGGGUGUGGCACAUGUCCUGGGGGCAUGGCGUGCCACCCACAGGGGCGUGGCACAUGUCCUGGGGGCGUGGUGCCCAGCACAGGGGGAGGGCAACCACGAUGGCACCCCACCAGGAUCGUGGUGCCAGGGGCGGUACGCUCCCCCCACCCCUCUUCCUCCGCCAGUGCUGUGGGACUCCCUGCCUUAUUCCCCAGCAGUCUCAAUGGGCACCAGCUGUCACAUUCUGCCAGACAGCAAAAACAGUCCUGAGCUAGAUAAGGACUCGGUAUAAAGCAGCUUGCUUUGUGAGAUUUGGAGGUUGUUGUAGUUGUUUGCUACGUCUUGCAAUCUGCAUUGGGACAGUCUGCAGGGGAGGCUAGUAUGAGCUGCUCUAGAACCCAGGAACGUCUCCCCAUGGAUCUGAUGAUAUUGUGGGGAGCCACAAAGCAUCAAUGGGAGGAAGAGGUGUGUUUGUACUUUGUAGCCAGUGCCUAUGUCUUCCUUUUGGUCCUCACUAAAAAGCAAAGCGGGAAAUCUUCCUCUUUUUUUUACCAAAAAAAAAAAUUUCCGUUCUCCUUUUAACGAUUUUUUAAUUAUUAUUUUUUUUACGUGGGUCACCAUUAAAAGCCAAAGGUGAUGAUGUGAAUAGAUGCCAUAUAAAUCCCAGAUAAACUAGUGGCCAAAAGGAAAGAGCUCGAAAGGGAUUGUUUGGAGAGAGAGAGAGAACGAUGGCAAAGCUUGUUUAAAAUCGGACAAGACAAAAAAAACCAAAAACACCCAACACUUGAGUGGAGAGAGAUAGAGAGAGGGUUUGUGGAUUCUUCUUUUUUUUAAUCUUCUCUUGUAAUUUGAGACUCUAAUGAUGGACUUAUGAUGCCCACUCUUCCCUUUUUCUUACACCUUACCCUACUAAAGGAGGAAAUCUUGAUUGGUAAGUGGAUGAAAACCGCAAGAUGCUAGGACGUUUAUUACUAGAGGUCCCUCGAAAGUAUGAGCUGUACCAGGGGUGACUAACCUGUGGCCUCCUGGAUGUCGCAGGAAUGCACAUCCCAGCACCCUCCACCAUUGGCCAUUCUGGCUGCUGAGGAUUCUGGGAGAUGUAGUCCAGCAGCAUCUGGGAGUCCAUUGGUUCCCCAUUCCUGAGCUGUGCCUUCUAGGAGGGGGAAAAAACCAUACCAAGAGAUAUAUAUAUAUAUGUCUACCUUUUUUUCCCAGAGGGAGUUUUUGCUUUUUGUUUUCUUAAAGUUUUCUUUCAUUUUCUUCUUUUGAUUAUUGUUUCAAGGCAUUACAGUUUGCCUGCCAGAUUUCCUUUAUGUCAUUUCCUAAGAGAUUCCUUUUCUUUUAAAGUUUGUGAUAGACAUCCCAUCUCCUUGUCGAGAGUUGAUUGAUUGAUUGAUUGAUUGAUUGAUUUGAAAUGGAGAUCAAUCGCAAAAGGGCAAGACCCCAGCCAAAGUUAAGCUCUUCUACAGCUUGGCUCCAGGCAUGUUCCCUCAGGAAUUAAGUCUCACUCCUUUCAAUGGGACAUGCAAUUGAUCCAUAUCUAAUUGGGAUCGAGCCCCACUGCAUUUCAAAUGGGAUUUAAUCUCAUAUAAUGUGUACAGCAGCCUUCCUCAACCUGGUGCCUUCCAGAUGUUUUGAACUACAAUUCCCAUCAGUCCCAGGCAGUAUGUCCUUCCACUCCUUGAGGAAGGUGUGGUGUCUCAGAGGGGGUGAUCUGGUCCCUGGAGGCAAUGAAGGCUUCAAUUAAGUCCCAGACAUUCUUGGAGCAAGUAGCUCACUUGGAGCUUUCCAUGGUGCUGAAACCACUGGCCAGCCCAUAGUGCUGAAACUACUGGCCUGCCUUAUGUCCUUCCAGUAGGCUUCCAGUCAAAGUUAGGGCAAGACAGGACAUUUGUUUGUUAUUAGGGAUUGGGUGCCUGCCUGUGGCACUCCAGAUGUUGCUACUACAGCUCCCUUUAUCCCUGACAAUUUGCCAUGUUGGCUGGUGGGAGUUGUCGUCCAAAACAGGCUGGAGGACUUCCCAGGUUGGGGACUACUGGUGCAUAGGAUUGCCUCCUUAUACUCUGUUGAUUUCUUCAAGAAAGAACCUAUGCACGAUAAAUACCAUCCUUUGCCAACCUGGUGCCUUCCAGAUGUUCUGGCCUACUACUCCCAUCAGCCCCCACCAGCAGGGGGCAUCUGGAGGGAACCAGGUCAGCGAUGGCUGUUUAAGGCUCCCCUGCUGGAAUCAAUGGGAACUAGAAGUGCUUAAUUUUAGCUGGAUUAUGCUUGCAGGAUUCUGUUCUGUUCUGUUCUGUUUAAUUUCUAAGGCAUAUGUCUGUCCGUCUUUUUAAAGAUACUCCUUUUCUUUUUCAACCCCUUUGUUUUUAGAGAAGGCUUUGGUUUUAAGUCUGCUUUAUAUUUUUUUUAUUUGAUCUUUCAUUCAACAUUGAUUCGCAUGCCUAGGACUCUUUGCAUGAUGCCUUAAAAUCUUCCAAUUUAUAUCUGGGUGGGGAAAAAAGACAUUUCUUCUUUCUUUCAGGGAGAUGUGUUGUUUUGUUUUUUAUUCUUUCUUUCUUUCUUUGUUUCUUCCUUUCUCCUUCUUUCCUUCCUUUCUUUCUUUCCUUUGAUUACAGACUGUGCAUCAUGAUGGUUAAAAAGAAAAGAAAAGAAAAAAGGUUUAUUUGGAAAAAAAUAAAAUAAUGAUUGAGUGUAUAAAAUCAGACAAAACUUAAUGGGCUGAGGAAAAAUCUAUUUAAACGCUGGCCAAUGGCUUUUGUUUUGCUUGCAGAUUUCAAAGUCUGGGUGUCCUGCUGACCUCUUUAAAAAAGCAGAGGGUCGGGUUGGCAGGCUGGCCCAACAGAAUGGAGAACCCCACGAGUACGACUCAGGAAAUGAUACUUCUUCCCCUCCAUCCACCCAGACAAGUGCAUCCAGGUCAAACGGGGGCCCCAAACCACCAGGUGAUCAAGUCUGUGAUGGUUUCAGCCGGGCCUUCUCUUCCGGGAAGGUGAGCAGCGGGAGCAGUUCUGAUUCAGGAAAUUCCUUCACCAGCUGCUUCUCCCGGACUAAGGGGGCAACUUUAGACAAUCCAUCUCCAAGGGUUCGAGCCAAGGAUCAAAGGUGAGCAACCACCCUGAAAGUCUGAGCUCUGGAGCAACAGGAAGUUGCUGUAGCUCCUGAUAAUAUAAUAAUAAUUUAUUAUUUAUACCCCGGCCCAUCUGGCUGGGCUUCCCCAGCUACUCUGGGCGGCUUCCCAAAAAAUAUUAAAAUACUGUAAUACAUCAAACAUUAAAAGCUUCCCUAAACAGGGCUGCCUUCAGAUGUCUUGUAAAAGUCUGGUAGUUGUUGUUCUCUUUGACAUCUGGUGGGAGGGCGUUCCACAGGGAGGGUGCCACUACCAAGAAGGCCCUCUGCCUGGUUCCCUGUAACUUAGCUUCUCACAGUGAGGGAACCGCCAGAAGGCCCUCGGUGCUGGACCUCAGUGUCUGGGUAGAAUGAUGGGGGUGGAGACGCUUCUUCAGAUAUACUGGACUGAGGCCGUUUAGGGCUUUAAAGGUCAGCACCAACACUUUGAAUUGUGCUCGGAAAUGUACUGGGAUGACCACCAAACUAGAUUGCUCUAAAGGAGGAUUAGACAAAUUCAUGGCUGACAGGGGUUUCAGAGAGGGUUCUGCUGGGGAUUGAAACUGGGACCUUUUUCAUGCAAGGCAAAAGGGUCUCUGAUAGCAGUGAUGGGUAGAGUAGGCUGCUGCCAGUCAGAGUAGCUAGUAUAGAGUCAGAUGGAUGAAUAGCCUGACCUAGUAUAAGGCAGCUUUUCUGUGUUUCAAAUUGCAUCUUUUAAAGGGAGUGAAACUGGAGCAGAAACUGGUUUGCUGUACCAAGUUCCUGUAAGGCCAGAAUGCUGUUUUUGGGUGUGAAAUGUCCCUUUUCAGGAAAAGGCUUGAUGCAAUCUCCUGGGCACUCAGAAAAGAAAGUCUUGUUUUCACCCGUUCUUUUCUGGCUCGCCUCUUAGGUCAUGUGCACGGAAUGAUUCUACAUCCAGCAGGUCAUCUCCAGAGUCUAACCACUCCCAUUUAUUACAUCACAAGGCAGGAUCCCGGUCUUCACACAGCAGAUCCUGUUCAUCAGGGACAAGGUGAGGUAUUUUGGGGGGUCAUCUAUUGGCAGUACUGACUCUCUGGAACUCCCCUUUCCCCUGGAUAUUGUGAUAGGAAUUUUGAGGUCUUAGAUAUAUGGUAAUGUUCAUAACCACACGUACAUAGAUCAGCACAGGAAGACCGACCUGAAGCCAUUUUGAUUCCUAAACUGAGCAAAUGUUUUCUCUGCAAGGUCAAAGUGGAAAAGCCUCCCCAUUGUCUUUUCCUUCACAAAUCCUGUCUUAACGGUGUGUCUGUGUUUGAAUAGGGUGUGAGCCUGUGACAUGGCCCAGGAACUAAGUAUUUAUCACUACAAAAGAAUGGCCAGGCUCCCCAGGCAAUCCAAUCAAGUAACCUGCCAGACAGGAGAUAAAUAAAGACAAGAGAAAAACAUUUAAAUUUCUGUUUAGACCGCCUUUUCUGUGAUGUAGGUAUGAUGUAUCUGAGGGGUGGUCUUAGGUUACACCCAUUCUGUGAUGUAUGUAUGAUGUUUCUGGGGGUGGUCUUGAUCUACAGGGUGGCAAUUUCAAAAGUCUUUAUAAGGCCUUGCGAGCCAUUUUUCUGGGUCCCUCCUCUCUCCUGCGGGUGAGGGGAGCACCCUGUUGCAACAGAUCAAUAAAGAUCAAGCUUACUAGCUGCUUUGCUUCUCAGUAUUCUCUGGUUGGCCUCUGUUAUUCUCUCCUACCAAUAGGGAACCUAUGUAAGGACUCUAUAUGGGCUCUUAGAUACCCCAUAAGGGAAAAGGGCAAUUUUUGUUUACAACAAUAUCAGGGAGGCACCUUCACUCUUAUCAUUUUCAGGACCCGCCAAAGCAUUUUACAUUUAGAAAAGCCUAUCCUGAAACAUACUUUUAACGUGGAAUUUGAUUAUGUAUAUUUGUUUUGAAACUGCAGAGGCAUGUGUUUUUAUGCGAACUCGUUUUUUACAUUGGAAUUAUAUGCUGCUUGUUCAUCGAAGCUUCUAAGCAGCUUACAUAAAAUAUAAAUUUCAAAUUACCAAUCAUGUGGUUUUUUUAAAAAAAAGUAAACCUAAAAUGGAAUUCAAAAACAAAAUCAGCAGUUUUCACACAAAUAAAAUUACAUGUUUAAAUUUAUAUCAACUAUACAUAUCUGGGGAGGCUUGCUUUAAAAAGUUUUGAAACCGUAUAGAGGUUUUGGUUGAUUAAGUAGUAUUUUAAAAUGCAUGAUAUAAAUGUGUAUAUUAUUUAUGUAUUGUGUUUAUACCCCACCUUUUCCUCCAAGGAGCUCAGGGUGGUGCACAUGGUUCUCCAAGUCCCCAUUUUAUCUUUCCAACAACCUCAUGAGGUGGUUAGGUUGAGAGGCAGUGACUGGCCCCCAAGGUGCUUCACAUGGCUGAGUGGGAGGAUUCGAACCGGAGUCUCCCAGGUCCUAGUACGAUGCUCUAACCAUUGUGCCACACUGGUUGUCAUUCAUACCAGGCAGAAUGAGAGACUUGUGCCUCUCCAGAUGCUGCUAGACUACAACUCAGUUGGUCAGAGCGCCAAGGUUGCAGGAUCAAUCCCCCUAUGGGACAGCUGCAUAUUCCUGCAUGGCAGGGGGUUGGACCAGAUGAUCCUCAGCGUCCCUUCCAACUCUACGAUUCUAUGAUCUAUGAAACUCCCAACGUUUUUGACAGUGGGCCACGUUGGCAGGGGCUGAUGGGAGCUGAGGUCCGACAACAUCUACAGACACUGCAAGUGUCCCUAUUUUCCAGGGACAGUCCCAGAUUUACAGAAGCCAUCCUGGUUUCUGAUUUGAUCCUGGAAUGUCCCAUUUUUCCUUAGGACAGGCAUUGCCGAACUUGGCCCUCCAGCUGUUUUGGGACUACAAUUCCCAUCAUCCCUGGCCACUGGUCCUGUUAGCUAGGGGCGAUGAGAGUUGUAGUCCCAAAACAGCUGGAGAGCCAAGUUUGGCCAUGCUUGCCUUAGGAUGUCCCUAUUUUCAUUGGAUAAAUGUUGGAAGGUAUGGAGUUAUCCGACCCCUGAGCCAUCUGAAGGCAAUCCUGUAUAGGGAAGGGUUUUUUUAAAUGUUUAAUUUUUUAUUAUGUUUCUCUAUAUAUGUUGUGGUGCUGUGGGUUAAACCACAGAGCCUAGGACUUGCCGAUCAGAAGGUCGGCGGUUCGAAUCCCCGCAACGGGGUGAGCUCCCGUUGCUCGGUCCCUGCUCCUGCCAACUUAGCAGUUCGAAAGCAUGUCAAAGUGCAAAUAGAUGAAUAGGUACCGCUCCGGCGGGAAGGUAAACGGCGUUUCCGUGCGCUGCUCUGGUUCGCCAGAAGCGGCUUAGUCAUGCUGGCCACAUGACCCGGAAGCUGUUUGCGGACAAACGCCGGCUCCUUCGGCCAAUAAAGCGAGAUGAGCGCCGCAACCCCAGAGUCGUCCGCCACUGGACCUAAUGGUCAGGGGUCCCUUUACCUUUACCCAUAUAUGUUGGAAGCUACCCAGAGUGGCUGGGUCACUGAGAUGUGGGGGGUUUAAAUAGUAAAAUUAUCAUUAUGGAAUGGGAUGUCCCUAUUUUCAUCAGAUAAAUGUUGGAGGGUAUGCAUCUAGAGGACCAAAGGGUUCUCCACCCCUGAGCUCAACAGAAGCCUACACCAGGUAGCAAGACGUCUCUGUGAACCAGUUCUGUGGCCCUGUGUAACCACAACCUCAGCAAGACCACCUCCCAGUGCAUACGGCUUUUAUUGGGGGUUGAAUCUUGCGCCUCUUGCUCUUUCCCAUCAGCCUUAUAUUUCUCCCCUGUUUCCAGAUCCUAUUCACGUUCUCCUAGCUACUCACCCAAGUCCUGCAAGAGAAGCCCCGGGAGCAGAAGCUCCAGGCAGCGACGAAGUCCCAGCUAUGCUCGCUAUAGUCCUAUCAGGUACCACUCGCUUGUGCUGUGUCCAGUGCUCCCAUCUUACCAUCCACACACUUCUCAUCCAGGAUCUCCAUCAUUCAUUCAUUCAUUCAUUCAUUGACUAUAUAUACCACCCUAUACCUGGGGGUCACAGGGUGGUUGCGGAAUGAUGUUUGAAGGCUCUGUAGAUGGUUGCAAGAGAUUUGACAUUAGCAGAUAUUUAAGAGAUAGGAAGGACUUGGAGAUAGGAGUUGGUGGGCAGUAAAUCUGAGGAUGUUGUUAAGAGGUUAUUAACAGAAGAUAUGAGAGUCUUCUUUCCCAGGUCAACUAAUCUAGGGUUGCCAUAUUCCAGGGAUCAAAAACCCAGACCCUCACCACCACCACUGGGGAAAGCCCCACCCCACCCCACAUUUCCCUUGCUCACUCACCCCCUCCCUGCCGCUAGCUCCUUCCUCACCCACCUGCUUCCCCCCCCCCUUCUGCCCUCCCCUCUCUUACCUUUGCUGUCUUUGGCCUCCUCAUCAUUAUGGGAGACUGAGCAUCCCCUGGAAGGUCACGCAAGGUCAUGCAAGACCAGGUGAGCGCCAGGACCAGCACGGUUCCUAAUGCAGCCCCAAGAAAACCACACAAGGCCUGGCGGUGUCCAGGAACAACACCAGGCCUAGGGCAGACUUCAGACAAGGGCUGGGGGAGGUGUUCAGUUUUCUUUGCAUUUUAAUUUGCGAACUGUAGUGGUACCUCGGGUUACAGACGCUUCAGGUUACAGACGCUUCAGGUUACAGAUUCCACUAACCCAGAAAUAGUACCUCGGGUUAAGAACUUUGCUUCAGGAUGAGAACAGAAAUUGAGCGGUGGCGGUGCAGCGACAGCGGGAGGCUCCAUUAGCUAAAGUGGUACCUCAGGUUAAGAACAGUUUCAGGUUAAGAACGGACCUCCAGAACGAAAUAAGUUCUUAACCUGAGGUACCACUGUACCAAAUUUGCACUUCUCAAUGAGGAAGAAGGUAGACAUCAUGGCUCAUAGCCUGAUCUUCCACAAAUUUGUCUAACCCUCUUUUAAAGCCAUCCAAGCUGGUGGCCCUCAUCGCUGCCUCCAGUGGCAGAGUGUUCCAUAGUUCAAUAGAAGUCCUUUCUUUUAUGUGUCUUGAAUCUUCCGACACUCAGCUUCAUUGGAUGGCCACAAGUUCUAGCAUUCUGAGAGGGGGAGAAAAGCUUCAAUGUAUGCCUGUGUUUGUUUGUUGCUUAGAAUAAUAAUAAUAAUAAUAAUAAUAAUAAUAAUAAUAACAACAACAACAACAACAAUAAAUUUUAUUUAUAUCCCGCCCUCCCCAGCUGAAGCCGGGCUCAGGGCGGCUAACAACAAUAAAAUAGUGCAACAUUCUAAAAACAUUUCAUUAUAAAAAAUAAUUAAAAUCAAAUUGAUGGCAACCAUUGGGCUAGAGUUCUGUGACGAUUGCCAAAGGAGGGAGUCAGGCUGUGCCCUGGCCAAAGGCCUAGUGGAACAGCUCUGUCUUGCAGGCCCUGCGGAAAGAUGUCAGGUCUCACAGGGCCCUAGUCUCUUGUGACAGAGCGUUCCACCAGAUUGGAGCCGCAGCCGAAAAUGUCCUGGCUCUAGUUAAGACCAGCCUAACCUCUCUGUGGCCUGGGACCUCCAGGAUGUUUUUAUUUGAAGACCGUAAGUUCCUCUGUGGGACAUACCAGGAGAGGCAGUCCCGUAGGUAUGAGGGUCCUAGGCUGUAUAGGGCUUUGAAGGUUAAAACCAGCACCUUAAACCUGAUCCUGUACUCCACCGGGAGCCAGUGCAGCUGGUAUAGCACCGGGUGAAUGUGAUCUCGCAGCAAAGACCCCGUAAGGAGUCUCGCUGCGGCAUUCUGCACCCGCUGGAGUUUCUGGGUCAGUCUCAAGGGCAGCCCCACAUAAUAAUCCAGUCUGGAGGUGACCGUUGCGUGGAUCACAGUGGCUAGGUCAGGGCGAGAGAGGUAAGGAGCCAACUGCUUAGCUUGGCGGAGAUGAAAAAAUGCCGCCUUUGUUAUAGCUGUAAUCUGCGCCUCCAUAGAAUAUUGUCAGUCACUUUGAGUUGCCGCGGCAAAAAAAAAAAAAAGGCGACUGACAAAUCCAGUAUAUAACAAGAACUUGUGUAUCUGCCUGAGCUAAGAUAAGCUGUGUGUGUGUGUGUGUAAUUUUUAUUAAAUUUUCUGUUUUACAGUUUAAAGUACUCAUUUUUACAUCCUUCAAAUAUCAAUGACUUCCUUUCUUCUUUCCAUGGUUCAUUUUACAUAUCAUAUAUCCCUGCAUAUUUACAGAAACUAUACCAUUCAGUAUUCCAUUACUACAUCCAUCAUAACUUAUUUACACUGUUGAAUUUUUCUUAGUGCUUCCAGUGUUUUCAGCUGUACACAGUUAUUUCCCAUAUGUUCAAUAAACGUUUUCCAGUCUUCUCUAAAUGUAUGUUCUUCUUAUUUUCUUAUUCUAUAUGUUAAGUCUGCAAGUUGUGCAUAUUCUGUCAACUUAAGUUGCCAUUCUUCUUUGGUUGGGACCUUGUUCAUUUUCCAUUUUUGGGCUAACAAAACACGGGCUGCAGUAGUGGCAUACAUAUAUAACCUUUUUUGACACCUGGGAAAUUCAGUCUUAAUUAUCCCCAACAGAAAGGAUUCUUGGUUUUUGGGGGGAAAGUACUUUUAAACAUUUUUUUCAAUUCAUUAUGGAUCAUUUCCCAAUACUCUUUUACCCUUUUACAAGCCCACCACAUAUGAAAGAACAUUCCCUCAACCUCUUUUGCAUCUCCAGUACUUACUAAGAUAAGCAUGGUUGAUCAUCCAUGGGAUUAUCUUUUUUUCUCAGGGACCGUGAACGAGAUCACAAGUACAGGUCCAGUGGGAAGGAGUCUCACAGGCACCGUGACCGCCGACGCCGCAAACAGUCAUAUUCACCCAUGAGGAAGCGGAGAAGAGAUUCCCCCAGCCAUCUGGAAGCCCGACGCAUAACAAGGUGAGCUAGGACUGUCCCAGAGGUAAAAAAAGAAGAAAACUGUCCUUCUCAGCUGCUGUCAAGGUGAUCAAACCACCUUGAAAGGUUGGAUGUCAGGGCUGAGCUGCUACCCACUUGGGAAUUACACCUCAAAAGGCAUAAAAAUACGAGAACAGUCUGCUAAAAGGUAAAGGUAAAGGACCCCUGGAUGGUUAAGUCCAGUCAAAGGUGACUAUGGGGUUGCGGCGUUCAUCUCGCUUUCAGGCCAAGGGAGCCAGUGUUUGUCCACAGACAGCUUUCCUGGUCAUGUGGCCAGCAGGACUAAACCACUUCUGGCGCAACGGAACACCGUGCUGGAAACCAGAGUGCACAGAAGCGCAGUUUACCUUCCCGCUGCAGUAGUACCUAUUUAUCUACUUGCAGUGGUCUGCUUUUGAACUGCUAGGUUGGCAGGAGCUGGGACAAAGCAACGGGAGUUCACCCCGCUGUGGGGAUUCGAACCACCGACCUUCUGAUUGUGGGAAUGUUCAGGGAUGCAGGAGAGGAUAUAUUGUCUGAUUAUAUCCUUUUCCAACAAGUUCCACAAUUUAGCAGAGUAACAUUCCCCUUUUUAAACUCACGGCAGAUGUGUUUGCUCAGGCUCGCUAAAGCCUCUAUAAUAACUGUUCUGGUAUUUUCCCCUUAUUCCCUCAUAUAAGAUAAGACAUGACACAGUCUUCUAUAAAAGUAUAAAAAGGUUUACUCACAUAUCAUUCUGUUCACAAUAGGAUCCCAGAAGGCAGACUUAGCUUAGAAAAGUAACAUACACUUGGAAACUAUUCCGUAAGAAGUCAGUCCCUUUGUCCUCUCUUGGCUGGAGCCAAGAGAGCAUCUUUGGCUAAGCAGAUGUUGCUUCUUCGAUGCAUGUAGUGAAAGAGAGAGAGAUUGCUGCCCUGCCCUGUGCUUUUGUCAUUUCCUGCACAGGUGAGGCCACACCCACCUCUAGUCACAUGCAGAGGAAGUCUGUCCCAGCCCAGAAGGAAACAGGAAGUUUACCUGCUGGCUGGACAAACAUUCCUCCCCAUGUGUAAACAUGUUCACUCUAGGAAUGUUGUACUUGACUGCUCUUGUGUUUCACAUCCCACACUGAUCAGCAAGCCCAAGCGGCUCAGUGUUUUAGACCACAGUGCCACCCGCUAUAUCAGGCCAGAGACCUAUCCAGCAGGGCAUCCUCUUCCCACAGUGGCCACCCAGAUGCCUAGGGAAGCCCACAAGCAGGGACUGAACCCAAGAACACUCUCCCCUCCUCUGGUUUCCAGCAACUGGUAUUCAGAAGUGUACUGCCUCUAACUGGGGAGGUAGUGUAGAAAGACUGGCUUAGGACUGGGACAUGCCAAGUUCAAAUCCCUACCUAGCUAUGAAAAUCAAUGGGUGAUUCGGGGCCAGUCAGUGCCAAUUUACCUAAUUUACUUCACAGGGUUGUUGCAGACCCUCCGAGUGUCCCUAUUUUCCAGUCCUGGAUUUACAAAAGCCAUCCCGGUUUCUGAUUUGAUCCCGGAAUGUCCCGCUUCUCCUUAGCACAUCCCUAUUUUCAUCAGAGAAAUAUUGGAGGGUAUGGAGUUAUGUGACCUUCAAUACAAGGAGAUAACUACACAACCUUUAGAAGACAUCUGAUGGCAGCUCUGCAUAGGGAUAUUUUUUAAUGUUUAAUGUUUUUAUAUGUAUGUUGGAAGCUGCCCAGAGUGGCUGGGGCAACCCAGUCAGAUGGGCGGGGUAUAUUAUAUUAUUAUUAUUAUUAUUAUUAUUAUACAGGACAUCCCUAUUUUUAUCAGCAAAAUGUUGGAGGGUAUGUUGCUAUGAGGGUGAGAUAGAAAUGCAGUAAAAUAUAUAUUGACAGCACUGAACUAAAUUUGCGUCAAAUUUUGCCCUAUUGCAGGUUGCAAAGAUUUUGA